Messenger RNA from Ambispora gerdemannii, 1074 nucleotides. The record is from the annotation of a GenBank genome assembly. NCBI's taxonomy places the organism in Eukaryota, Fungi, Glomeromycota, Glomeromycetes, Archaeosporales, Ambisporaceae.
AUGUCAUUCCGUUUCAACUUUUCGUUUGAAGAUUUGGAUUUAUCGGACCACGAGAUAAAUGACCAUAAAGUCGUUAAGGAAGAGUUCGAAAUAGUCGAUUUACUUCAAGCAGCAAGUCUUGAAGAAAAAACAAACGAGAUUCCAACUUCCUCUUUUAUUGCCCCAACAGAAAUUGUUAUUAGUCCAUUGUCGCUUAAGCUCCCGGAAUCUUUCAUAGCUGAAACGAUUGAAAUUAAUUCGACGCUUAAAGAAUCAUUGUCAUCGUCACCAUCAACACUAUAUAAGCGACACUUAUCUGAUAUUAAAUGUCAAAUAGCUUUGGAUGAUGAUGAUCCAAUGGAAGAACAUGAAGACUCCUCUAAUAUAAAGAAAAAUCAAAAUUUGUUUGAUGUUAUGGUUGAAAGCGAUUUAAUCAAAGGAGUGUAUGAAGGUGGUUUCAAGACAUGGGAAUGUUCCCUUGAUUUGGUUGAUUAUCUUGCUGGCAGAGGGAUAAAUAUUGAUUCACUUAAAGUGUUAGAGCUUGGCUGUGGAUCAGGAUUACCAGGAAUCUAUAUACUUACUCGUGAAAAAUCAGCGCGGGUCGAUUUUCAAGAUUACAACGAACAAGUUAUUAAAUUAGUCACAAUACCAAAUAUCCUACUAAACACUUCUUUGCGACCUCAAGCCACGGAUAUAGAUAAUCAAGGUAUUGCACAAGUGAACGUCGCAAAUAAUGAGAGUGUUAUUAGGGAAAUGUGUAAGAGAAGUCGAUUUUUCGCGGGUGAUUGGAAUGGUUUGGUGGAUGCACUUGAUAUAAAAUCUGAAAAAGAAAAAUACGAUCUGAUAUUGACUUCUGAAACAAUAUAUAAUGAGAACUCUAUCGAGAAAUUAUACAAUGUCAUAAAGAAUGUUUUGAAGAGACCAAAUGGUGUCGUAUUGGUGUCAUCUAAAACCAUGUAUUUUGGAGUAGGUGGUGGUAUACUACCAUUCAGACAACUUGUUGAACGAGAUAACAUGUUUGAUGUUGAAGUUGUAUAUACGGUGACCUCGCAUUUAAGAAGAGAGAUUUUGGAAAUGAGGUUUGUUGGUCGCUAG